Spea bombifrons (plains spadefoot toad) is the source of this 1017-nucleotide messenger RNA. RefSeq names its product serine/threonine kinase 16 (gene STK16). The coding region runs from base 92 to 1009 and encodes 305 amino acids. The record is from RefSeq and is a predicted model, not a curated record. Gene Ontology annotation, biological process: protein phosphorylation. Gene Ontology annotation, cellular component: cytoplasm; Golgi apparatus. The transcript has 8 exons. Lineage: Eukaryota; Metazoa; Chordata; Amphibia; Anura; Pelobatidae. Gene Ontology annotation, molecular function: protein serine/threonine kinase activity; ATP binding.
UAUGGUUCCGGUUUGGGGGGGAGAGCUGUCGUGUUGGCAUUACCUGAAUAACCCGGUUCGGAGCGGGUGAUGAAAUUAUGUGUAAACAGCAAUGGGUUCUGCUCUGUGCAUCUGCUCGCGAGGGGUUCUAACCAUUGACAAUAAGCGCUACCUCUUCAUCCAGAAGCUCGGUGAAGGGGGCUUCAGUUACGUGGAUCUGGUGGAAGGGGUGCAGGACGGCCGCUUUUACGCAUUGAAGCGUAUAUUAUGCCACGACCGCGACGAUCGCAAGGAAGCUCUGCACGAGGUGGAGAUGCACCGGCUUUUUAAUCACCCCAAUAUCCUGCGCCUGGAAGCGCAUUGCAUGAUCGAGAAAGGGUCCAAGUGGGAGGCAUGGCUGCUCCUGCCCUUUGUCCAGAGAGGAACGUUAUGGAACGAAGUGGAAGCUCUAAGGGACAAAAAUACAUUUCUGCCGGAAGAUAGGAUUCUGCACAUUCUGCGCGGUAUAUGCCUGGGACUGAAAGAAAUGCAUGACCGUGGAUACGCACACAGGGAUCUGAAACCCACUAAUGUCUUACUAGAAGAUGAUGACCGGCCGCUGCUGAUGGAUUUGGGCUCUAUGAACCAUGCUCGCAUUGAGGUGACAGGGUCCCGGCAGGCAAUGGUCGUGCAGGACUGGGCUGCCCAGCGCUGCACUAUUUCCUACCGAGCUCCGGAAUUAUUCAACGUGGAGAGCAACUGCGUGAUUGACGAGAGAACUGACGUCUGGUCUCUCGGUUGCGUGCUAUUCUCCAUGAUGUUUGGGGAGGGACCCUACGAUAUGAUUUUCCAGAAAGGUGACAGCGUGGCACUGGCCGUCCAAAACGAUAUCUCUAUUCCGCCUAAUGACAGGUACUCGCAGAGUCUGGAGUCUCUGCUUUCAUCCAUGAUGGUGGUGAAUCCUCAAGAGAGGCCUUUCAUCUCCACUAUACUUGCCCAGGUGGAGGCCUUGGUGUCUGUCGUCGAUGGACAGGCCACUACUAGGAUAUGAUGUCGCAG